GUACCUGUCAAGAAUACAUCUAGCAAUCAUGCCAAGUCCAUCUCGUUCCCGAUCCCAGUCUCCUGCAAGGCCUGCAGUACUUACCUUUCCUGUUAAACGCCAAAAGAAGGUUGUUCAUCGCAAGCCAUCUGGUCGUCCAACUGUCUUGAAUAUGAUCAUUUCGGCAGUUCGUGCCCUGAAGGAUAAGAAAGGCGCUUCUGUGCAGGCCAUCAAAAGCUACAUCAUGGCCACCUACCCUGGAAUUCCUGCAACUUUGUUGCCAAGUUUGCUCAAACGUGGCUUUCUGAAAGGUCUUCAGACGGGAGCCUUGGUCCGCCCCAAAGGUUCCCUCGCCAGUGGAGCGUCAGGCCGUUUCCGCGUAGGAGUAGUGACAAAGAAGAGGCCCGCCAAGAAGACCGCUGGCAAGAAGAAGUCGGCAGGCAAAGGCAAAGUACGCAGCCGUUCCACAGGGAAGACAAAGAUGGCAAAGAAAGCCAAGAAACCAAAGUCUGCCAAGAAGUCCGCAACCAAGAAACGACCAAAGACAAUGGCCAAGAAAGCUGCCAAAAAGGCCAAGCCAAGCAAGAGGCCGACAAAGAAGGUUGUCAAGCCCGGAUCCAAGAAGGUGAAAAUCAGUAAGAAAGCCAGCGUCAAGUAGACAACUACUUGUUUCAAUUUAAGGACACUGUCCACAGGCCCUUUUCAGGGCCACCCAAGUCAUCACAAA
Messenger RNA from Haliotis rubra (blacklip abalone), 706 nucleotides. RefSeq names its product sperm-specific H1/protamine-like protein type 2. Lineage: Eukaryota; Metazoa; Mollusca; Gastropoda; Lepetellida; Haliotidae. Gene Ontology annotation, cellular component: nucleus; nucleosome. Gene Ontology annotation, biological process: chromosome condensation; nucleosome assembly; negative regulation of DNA recombination. The transcript has a single exon. The coding region runs from base 29 to 637 and encodes 202 amino acids. Gene Ontology annotation, molecular function: nucleosomal DNA binding; structural constituent of chromatin; double-stranded DNA binding. The record is from RefSeq and is a predicted model, not a curated record.